AUGACCUUAAUCAAUAUAGUUAAUGAAAAAAACCAAGACGGAGGAAUCUCUUCAGAACAACCCCAAAAAAAUAGCACCUCAAAAUUGUUUAACAGCCUUUUGGAAUCAUCCAAAGCACUACCAACCACCUCCUCUGAUUUAGGUUCAAUCCAGUUAUCCAUUCAAGAAAUCAAUCGGAGAGCUCGUGAAUUAAGAGCACAUGCUACAACUAAUACCACACAUAAUGGAUCUGUUAUAAAACACGAACCCCAUGAAGACCAUACAAAGGCCCAUUACUUAUUGGCUGGCAGUGGAUUACAAUUUGAUGAAGUCGAUACCUCAUUAAAAGCAUUAGAACAAAACCAAAUUCUAUCAAAUUCUACCUUAACCAGAAAUAUUCCUUCUAUUUCUACUGAAUCUAAUGUUGCUUCAACCGUCCUGAUGGAAUCUGCUGGUACCAAUGUUCAACUGACUACUCUUGAUCUUGCAUCCAGUGCUUAUUCUACAGGUAAUAAGGUUGAAUUUACAGAGAUUGAUAAUUAUCUAAAAAUUAAAAAAAACGAAAAUAUCUUAGCCUCUAUUGAAAUGCUAUUAUCGAAUGCUGCAAAGGACUUUGAUGAUUAUGUUAAUGACAAUCUAAAUUUAAAUUGGAACGAAAGAAAGAAUAUUAUUAAACAAAAUUUUGGCAUUUUGGUUGGCGAAAAAUCAACCCAGGCAAACUCUUUAAAAUCAAUUCAAUCGGAUAAAAUCUUAAAUAAUGAUGAUUUGAUGAAAUUCUGGAGUAAAAAAUUUACUGGAAAUAGAUUAGACGGGAUUGAUCUUUUAAAUGAUAAUUAUAAUAAUGACGGUUUUUCUAAGUUAAACGUAAACGAACAUUAUAUGCUAAGGGACAAAUUUGAAAAGAAUGCCAAAAUUAUUCAUAGAUUUAAUAAUGCUAGGCAACAAAAUACUAAAUUUCCUUUGAAUCAAGAGUUUAUAUCUUUGUUAAAUAAUAAUUCAAAUGAUUUGAAAUCAAGAAAAUUAUUAGAAUCAUGGAAAAUUAUUGAAUCUUUUCAGGAAGUUAAGAACAAAAUGUCAAUUGCUUCUGGUAACCUAAAUUCCUCUACCUUUUCUCGCAAUAAUCUAGUCAUUACUAAUGCCAGAAAAUACUUACAAAGUCAAUUUAAAGAAUAUGUUGAUUUAUUAUAUAAAAAGGAAAUGGAUGAAGGAUUACCAACAAAUAUUAACAAAAUAAAAUCUUUCAUUGAGAAGAAGUUAAAAAAUAGCCCAGGUGGCAGUAUUAAUACAAACAUUGAUAAUUUAGUGUUACAUAAUACCACUUCAAAUGCGAGUACAUCUUCUGGUGACGUUUGGAAAGUUAGCAACUUAACUAUUAUAAAUGGAACACCAAUUUGGGCUUUGAUUUUCUAUCUUUUAAGAGCUGGUAUGGAAAAAGAAGCAUUAGAUGUUAUGAUAAAUAAUAGGUCAAAUUUUAAAAAAAUUGAACAGUCAUUUAUUACUUAUUUUAAGGCAUACAUUCAUGCUAAAUCUAAUGGCAACAAUGAAUUACCUGUUGAAUUUAUGACUAGAUUGCAUAAUGAAUACAACCAACAUAUAAAGAACUCUUUGAAUGGUGAUCCUUAUAGAUUGGCUGUUUAUAAAAUCAUUGGUCGAUGUGAUUUGACAAAGAAAUCGAUCCCUGAAAUAACAUUAAACGUUGAGGAUUGGCUUUGGAUUCACUUUAUGUUGAUUAAAGAAGAAAAUAUUCAUAAUAGUAAGUUGCCAAAUGAGAUCGUUGUUAAUGAUACCAUCUACAAAAACUACACAUUAGAGGAAUUUCAACAACUUAUCUUAUCAUACGGUGUUCAAAGAUUUAAUAAUGAUUAUUUACAAAUUCUGUUAUUGAGCGGUCUUUUCGAAUAUGCUGUCGAGUAUGCAUACAAGAUCAGUGAAUUAGAUGCGGUCCAUCUGGCAAUUGGUAUUUGUAACCAACAACUAUUAAAUGUUAGUAAUGACCCAUUAUCCUCCGCCUUAAUUGUACAUAAAAACGAUAAUAAUUUAGCAAAUGGUAAGAGUGAUGUCUCCAUAAAUUUUAUAAAGAUUAUUACGUCUUACAUCAGAUCAUAUAAAUAUUCUGAUCCUAGAAUUGCAUUAGAAUAUUUAUUAUUAAUUGGGUUAAAUUCUAAAGGAGAUAAGAAUGACUUACAAACAUUAUUUAUGCAUGAAUGUAUAAGAGAAUUGAUAUUACAAACUAAAGAAUUCACUAUUCUUUUAGGAAAAAUAGGUCGUAAUGGAUCUCGUAUUCCAGGUGUUAUAGAACAAAGAAGAUCAUUGUUGUUGAUUAAUGAUGAGACAGAUAGCAAGUCAUUUUUGAAAGUGAUUACAGAACAAGCAGCUUUGAAAGCUGACGAGGAUGGUAGAGUUUACGAUAGUUUGUUACUAUACCAAUUAGCUGAAGAAUAUGAUAUUGUCAUUUCGAUAAUCAACAAUAUCAUCAGUAAUUUGUUAAGUGAUUCUGACUUAACUUGUAACAUUUUAGUUAAUAUUAAUGAUAAUAGUGAAACAAAUCCAAUUUUGUUAGCAGAAAAAUUGAUCGAUAUACAUUUGAACAGACAUGAUAGCAACAAGUCGGUUAUUAGCUUUAAAAAUAAAGAAACAUGUUUAUUGUUGUUAAAGAUAGUAGAGAUCAGAAAAUUAUUUGAUAACAACAAUGCUUUCAAUAUCAUUUCUAUUGAUAGAAAUGAGGUAAGCCAUAUAAAUGUUGUACAAUGGGAAGAAAUCUUGAAUAAAAUUAUAGAAUUAAACAUUUUACCGCUAGUAGUGAAUCAAAAUAGUCGUUAUAAUAAUGAUAAUAUGAAUAAUCAUGAAGACAUAGGUGAUGAUUUCAGCGGUAGUGAAGAGAUAAGUAUUAGAAAAAAAGCAGAGGAAUUUAAUUUAAUUGAUCCUAAUAUUGUGAAAUGCAUUCCAAAUUUAUUGGUUAUUACUAUGAUUUCGGUGAAUAAAGUUAUUCAAAGAUUAAAAUCAUCUCUUUCACAGAACCAAAUCCGGAAUGAUGUUACAUUAUCAGGAUCUAAUCCAAAUAAUCCUUCAAAUGUUGAUGAUAAUAAUAAGAUGGACCAAAUUAAUUUAAUGAAAAAACUUGCUAGAAAUUGUAUGAUUUACGCUGGUAUGAUCCAAUACAAAAUGCCUAGAGAAACAUAUAGCACAUUAAUUCAGAUUGAUAUUGCAUUGUAA
Arxiozyma heterogenica is the source of this 3192-nucleotide messenger RNA. It is a transcript of the gene NIC96, whose product is annotated as linker nucleoporin NIC96. Gene Ontology annotation, molecular function: structural constituent of nuclear pore. The transcript has a single exon. The record is from RefSeq and is a predicted model, not a curated record. The coding region runs from base 1 to 3192 and encodes 1063 amino acids. Gene Ontology annotation, cellular component: nuclear pore. Gene Ontology annotation, biological process: protein import into nucleus; poly(A)+ mRNA export from nucleus. Lineage: Eukaryota; Fungi; Ascomycota; Saccharomycetes; Saccharomycetales; Saccharomycetaceae.